UAAACUAUGUAUUUAUUAAUCAUUUAAACAAUAAAACAAAAGGCACUCUCAAUAAAAGAGUAAGCUAAAAACAUUAGACAUGAAGUAGAUAGAUAGAUAGAAUCUUUAUUAUUAUCAUUGUAUACAAGGACACAACGAAACUUUGUUAGCAGCAAUCCUAAACAGCAGCGUUUACAAAAACAAAAAUAUAUUUGUGGUGAUAUGAAAGAGAAAUAUGCAAAAAGUGUCCAGAGCAAUUGCUGUUCAGUGAAUGAAUGAUAAUAAUAAUAAAUAAAUAGACAGUUGUGGUGACUGAAAGAGUAUAUAGUUAUUAUUUUGCAGUGACUGAUUAAUUAAACAAAUAUAUAAAGAGAGAUAAAGUGCAAAUAAGUGAAGUUAUAGUGCAGUGACAGAGUAUAUACAGUUAUUAUUGUGCAGUGACUGGAUGAGUAAAUAAUUAUUAUAGUUAUAUAUAAGUAUUUAGACAUUAAAGAAGUGUAUAAUCAGAUACCAAUAAGAUAAUAGAUUUACAAAUGAGAGGAAUCUGUGCUCCCUGUUUGUGGUAUCUGCAGGAGAGUAAUUCCAGCUGAAGGUUUCAUCCGUGUUGCUGCACCUGCCCCUCAGCUCAAACAAACCGGCUCAUUUAACUUUCUACUAGAGUUGUGUGCGAGCAGCAGCAGCUACCAGCUGUGUUGGAACCGGGCCGCGGUUCCGCUGCAGAAGUGUCAAAAGGUCUGAUCUGAUCCUACCUGGACUGGACUCCUCCGGUUUCACUGCAGGACACCACUCUGCGUCAGCAACAGCUGUCCUGCAGCCCCUCGCUGGCUGCCACGGGGAGAAUUACGUCCUCAGGCUGAGGCUUGACACAAAACUGGAUUUGUUUUUUUCUACAUUUGCUGGAUUCUGUUGGAAUAUUUUGUUGCUUUGCCGUCCGAGCUCCUUGUAGGGAAACCCCGGUGCGGUGGUAACUCUUCGCAAUGCGAAGAUGGCGUCACUGCUCCCUCCCCCAGGCAUCGCUGUGUUCCGCCGCUUCACCCAGGAAUCCCUGGCGGAGAUCGAGCGGCUCAAGGAGGAAAGAAAAAAGGCCACAGAAGUAGAGGGCCAUGAGGGGGAAGAGUCAUUGGCCCCGCAUCCGGAUCUGGAGGCGGGCAAGAGUUUGCCCUUGAUCUAUGGAGACCCUCCCCCAGAGAUGCUCAACACACCUUUGGAAGACCUGGACUCCUUCUACAAAGCACAAAGCACAUUCAUUGUGAUCAGCAAAGGAAACACAAUCUUCAGGUUCAAUGCUGAGCCCGCUUGCUACAUUCUGAGCCCCUUUAGUUUGGUUAGAAGAGGAGCCAUUAAAAUUCUCAUACAUUCAUUAUUUAGCAUGUUCAUCAUGAUAACGAUUCUAGCGAAUUGUGUAUUCAUGACGAUGAGCAAUCCACCAGCAUGGAGUAAAACUGUUGAGUAUGUUUUCACUGGUAUCUAUACCGUUGAAGCAACAGUCAAAGUGUUGUCAAGAGGAUUUUGUGUUGGAUCUUUUACAUUCCUUCGAGAUCCAUGGAAUUGGCUGGAUUUCAUGGUGAUCAGCAUGGCAUAUGUCACUGAGUUUGUUGACCUUGGAAAUGUGUCAGCCCUCAGGACAUUUCGUGUACUUCGAGCCCUUAAAACAAUUACUGUGAUUCCUGGUUUGAAAACCAUCGUGGGCGCUUUGAUCCAGUCAGUGAAGAAAAUGGUGGAUGUCAUGAUUUUAACUGUCUUUGCCCUCGCCGUGUUUGCUCUUGUUGGCCUUCAACUUUUUAUGGGAAACCUUCGUCAGAAAUGUAUACGAUGGCCCAUAGAUGACUUCUUAAACAUCACUGACACAUUUAAUGACACUGCGUCCUUCAACAACACAAUGGGUUUCAAUGAUACAACGUAUUCCAACAGUACCUUCAAUUUCAUAGAAUACAUUGAAAACUCAGAUAAUCACUAUUACUUGGAAGGCAGCCCCGAUGCUCUACUUUGUGGAAACAGCUCUGACGCUGGAAAGUGCCCAGAAGGAUACACAUGCAUGAAGGCUGGGAGGAACCCCAACUUUGGCUACACCAGUUUUGACUCUUUUGGCUGGGCCUUCCUGGCCCUCUUCAGACUGAUGACCCAAGACUACUGGGAGAACCUGUUCCAGCUGGUCCUGCGGUCAGCUGGCAAGACAUACAUGCUGUUCUUUGUUGUGAUCAUCUUUCUGGGCUCCUUCUACCUCAUCAAUCUCAUCCUGGCUGUGGUAGCCAUGGCUUAUGAUGAACAGAAUGAGGCAACUCAGCGAGAGGCCAUAGAGAAAGAAGAAGAGUUCCAGAGGCUACUGCUGCAACUCAAGAAUCAGGAACAGGCUCAAGUUCUUGGGAGUCGAGCCACACUAAUCAGUAAAAAGUCACUUAGUCAUCACACUGUAUCUGAGUUGGCAGAUGAUGAAACAAGCCUUGAACAUGAAGAAGUCGUCAAGGACUGUAAUGGAAGACUUGUUCCCCGUCUGCUUAUAAGAGCACCAACCAUGGACCAGUCUGCUGCAGAGUAUGAACUAAGAGAGAAGUCAUUGGGCUCUGUGCACAGCAUGCUUUAUCUGGAUCAACCAGGCCUGACACAGAGAACUGCAAGUGCUCUGACUGUGCUUACAGCAGCUGCUAUGGAAGAGUUGGAGGAGGCUCAGAGGCCGUGCCCACCUGCCUGGUACAAGUUUGCCGACAUGUUCCUAAAGUGGGAUUUCUGCCCGCAGUGGGUGAUGUUUAAAAAGUGGGUGCUGUUUGUGGUCAUGGACCCUUUUGUGGAUUUGGGCAUCACCAUCUGCAUCGUGCUCAACACGCUCUUCAUGGCCAUGGAGCACUACCCCAUGACCCCAGAGUUUGACAACAUGCUCUCAGUUGGGAAUUUGGUUUUCACUGGGAUCUUCACAGCAGAAAUGUUCUUCAAGCUUAUUGCCAUGGACCCCUACUACUACUUUCAGGUUGGCUGGAACAUUUUUGACAGCAUUAUUGUCACUCUCAGCCUGGUGGAGUUGGGGCUGGCAAAUGUCCAGGGCCUUUCAGUCCUCAGGUCUUUCCGUCUGCUUAGAGUCUUCAAACUAGCAAAGUCCUGGCCAACGCUCAACAUGUUGAUCAAGAUCAUUGGCAACUCAGUGGGAGCUUUAGGAAACCUGACGUUAGUGCUGGCCAUCAUCGUCUUUAUCUUUGCCGUGGUGGGUAUGCAACUCUUUGGCAAGAGCUAUAAGGACUGCGUGUGCAAGAUAUCCACGGAGUGCGAGCUGCCACGCUGGCACAUGAACGACUUCUUCCACUCGUUCCUCAUCGUCUUCCGCAUCCUGUGUGGGGAGUGGAUUGAGACUAUGUGGGACUGCAUGGAGGUGGCUGGAGCUGGGAUGUGUUUAGUUGUCUUCAUGAUGGUCAUGGUCAUUGGAAAUCUUGUGGUGUUGAACCUCUUCCUGGCCUUGUUGCUCAGCUCGUUCAGUGGAGACAACCUCUCAACAGGGGACGAUGAUGGAGAGAUGAACAAUCUCCAGAUCGCUCUAGGCAGGAUCACACGUGGCAUCGACUGGUUCAAAGCGUUUAUCAUUCGAACAAUUCUGCAGACUCUUGGCAGAGAGCCCAAGGUCACCGAUGAGCCUGGUGAAGGCCUGGCAAAUGACGAGGAGCCUAAAACAGAGCAAAUUGAAAUGAACCACUUGGACACUGGUCAGAAUUUCAAAAUGGCAGAUGGGAUUUGUAAUAGUUUGGUUGAAGGCCGGCCUUCUGGAGUUAUUGUGGACAGAGAGCUGAAUCUCAAUGUUCCAAUCGCCCUGGGAGAGUCAGACUUUGAAAACCUUGGUGACGACGAUGAGGAUGAGGAUGAGGAUGAAGAUGAUGCUGACAAUGCUAAUGACUCAGUGAAGUCAUCUGACAAAUUUAGCCAACACGAUAGAAACAUAGAAGAUAAAAACAGUAUGCUGGGAGAUGUCAAACUCAAGGGUGCUUUAAAUGAUGGGGAUUCUUCAGUGUGUAGCACAGUGGACUAUCAGCCACCUGAGCCUGAACCAGAAGAAGUGGAGGAAGAAGAGCCAGACCCCGUGGAGCCAGAGGCCUGCUUCACUGACGACUGUGUGAGGCGCUGGCCAUGUCUGACUGUAGACAUCACCCAAGGUCGAGGCAAGAAGUGGUGGAACCUUCGUAGGACUUGCUUCACUAUUGUGGAGCAUGACUGGUUUGAAACCUUCAUUAUCUUUAUGAUCCUUCUCAGCAGUGGAGCUCUGGCCUUUGAAGACAUACACAUUGAAAGACGUCGAACCAUUAAAAUUAUUCUGGAGUUUGCUGACAAAGUCUUCACCUACAUCUUCAUCAUUGAGAUGCUCCUUAAAUGGGUGGCAUACGGCUUCAAGACCUAUUUCACCAAUGCUUGGUGUUGGUUGGAUUUCUUCAUUGUAGAUAUUUCCCUGAUUAGUUUAUUUGCCAACUGGAUGGGCUACUCUGACCUAGGACCAAUCAAAUCCCUCAGAACUCUCAGGGCACUAAGACCUCUUCGAGCGCUGUCAAGAUUUGAGGGGAUGAGGGUGGUGGUGAACGCUCUUGUAGGAGCAAUUCCCUCCAUCUUCAACGUAUUGCUGGUUUGUCUUAUAUUCUGGCUCAUCUUCAGCAUCAUGGGAGUUAACCUGUUUGCCGGGAAGUUCUACCGCUGCAUCAACACCACCACGGAGGAGCUUUUCCCCAUGGAUGUGGUCAACAACAUGAGCGACUGCCUUGCUCUCAAGGAAACCACACAGGAGGCGCGCUGGGUCAAUGUCAAAGUAAAUUAUGACAAUGUGGGAAAAGGCUACCUGUCCCUACUUCAAGUGGCAACCUUCAAAGGUUGGAUGGACAUCAUGUAUGCUGCUGUUGACUCAAGAGAGGUAAAGGAGCAACCUUCUUAUGAGAUCAACCUCUACAUGUACAUUUACUUUGUGAUUUUUAUCAUCUUUGGCUCUUUCUUCACACUCAACCUCUUCAUUGGUGUCAUUAUUGACAAUUUCAACCAACAAAAGAAAAAGUUUGGAGAUAAAGACCUCUUUAUGACUGAGGAACAAAAGAAGUACUAUGAUGCCAUGAAGAAACUUGGUUCCAAGAAGCCGCAAAAGCCGAUUCCCCGUCCAACUAACCUAAUCCAGGGAAUGGUGUUUGACUUCAUCAGUCAGCAGUUCUUUGACAUCUUCAUCAUGGUGCUAAUCUGCCUCAACAUGGUGACCAUGAUGGUGGAGACGGAUAACCAAAGUGCAGAGAAGGAAGAUUUCCUCUUUAAAGUAAACGUGUCUUUCAUCGUUGUGUUCACUGGAGAGUGUGUGCUAAAGCUCUUUGCUCUACGACAAUACUUUUUCACCAAUGGAUGGAACGUUUUUGAUUUUGUCGUGGUCAUAUUGUCCAUAGCUGGUACAAUGCUCUCAGACAUAAUCGAGAAGUACUUUGUUUCCCCGACUCUGUUCAGAGUGAUCAGACUGGCGAGGAUAGGAAGGAUUCUCCGUCUUAUUAAAGGAGCUAAGGGUAUUCGGACGCUUCUCUUCGCUCUGAUGAUGUCACUUCCUGCCUUGUUCAAUAUUGGUCUACUUCUCUUCCUCAUUAUGUUCAUUUUCUCCAUCUUUGGCAUGUCAAACUUUGCUUAUGUCAAAAAGGAGUCUGGAAUCGAUGAUAUAUUUAAUUUUGAGACAUUUGGUGGAAGCAUUAUCUGCUUGUUUGAGAUCACAACAUCCGCCGGAUGGGAUGGACUCUUGCUUCCAAUGCUGAACAAGGAGCCUCCAGACUGUGAUCCGGACUUUGAGAACCCUGGCACGGACGUUAGGGGUAACUGUGGCAACCCAGGCAUGAGCAUGAUAUUCUUCUGCGGUUACAUCAUCGUCUCAUUCUUAGUGGUGGUCAACAUGUACAUCGCCAUCAUCUUAGAGAACUUCAAUGUAGCACAAGAAGAGAGUGGAGAUGCUCUCUGUGAGGAUGACUUUGAAAUGUUCAAUGAGACUUGGGAGAAGUUUGACAUAGAUGGAACUAUGUUUAUUGAGUAUAGCCAGCUCUCAGACUUUUGUGAUACCUUGCAGGAGCCGCUAAGAGUAGCCAAACCAAACCUGUUCCGCCUGAUUGAAAUGGAUCUGCCCCUGGUGAUUGGGGACAGGAUCCACUGCCUUGAUGUCUUGUUGGCCGUCACACAGAUGGUCUUGGGAGACACGGUGGAGAUGGCAGCAAUGCGGGAGAGCAUUGAGGCUAAGUUCGUCUUGAACAACCCCACCUCAGACUCCUUUGCACCAAUUACCACAACGGUGCGCCACAAAGAAGAGCAGAAUGCUGCCGUGGUGAUCCAGAGGGUUUACCGUAACCACCUGCUAAAACGCUGCUUACGCCAUGCUGCUUUUAUGAACCGCUGUAAAAGGAAGGGUAGAAGUAAUGAAGGCGAAGAGCCACCGGAAAAAGUGGGGAUGCUAGCACGAAGGAUGGGAGUUCUCUACGGCAGCAAUGUGGACCUUGCAGAGGAGAUGGAUCAGGUUGCUUUAGAAACUCUAGCAAACCAACAGCCUACUGAUCAGGAGACGACACAUUACACAGACGACGGGAGUGCUUCAGAUCCCCUUGAGCCAAAUAUCAUUGUUGUACCUGUCGAAAUUACUAAUGAGGUUCUAUUACAUUCGGCUCCCAACCAACACUUAUUUGCUCUUCAUGCAAACCUGAGAGAGUCAAUUGUAUAAUAAACAGCAAAAUAUCUGCCAAGUAAGUAGUAAUGGCCGUCAAUGCCGAGUACCACUGUACCAAUGUAGCUGAACUUUCCACAUUGACUUAAGAGGUUACCCAGUGCUAAUGGAUGUUUCAAAGGUGUUUUUGUGAGCAACCAUUUCCUGUUUUUCAUUACAUAUUUCAGGGUCUUCUUUGCGUUGACUGUCCAACUGGAGUACAUGGUUUUCUCUGAUAAUAACCAUAGCAACAUCAGCUAAUAUAAUCACUAAAAAUGCUAAAAGGGUAAGGUC
This is a messenger RNA of Labrus mixtus (cuckoo wrasse), 6940 nucleotides long. RefSeq names its product sodium channel, voltage-gated, type IV, alpha, a (gene scn4aa). Gene Ontology annotation, biological process: sodium ion transmembrane transport; neuronal action potential; membrane depolarization during action potential. The coding region runs from base 965 to 6664 and encodes 1899 amino acids. Gene Ontology annotation, cellular component: voltage-gated sodium channel complex; plasma membrane; axon. Lineage: Eukaryota; Metazoa; Chordata; Actinopteri; Labriformes; Labridae. The record is from RefSeq and is a predicted model, not a curated record. The transcript has 27 exons. Gene Ontology annotation, molecular function: calcium ion binding; protein binding; voltage-gated sodium channel activity.